UAUUUAUGAAAAGAGAAUUGAUAUCUUAAAUGCUCAACAAAGUGAAAGUUUAGUAUCAGAUAAUUUGAAUAAUAUAACUUUAGAUUAUGAAAUUUUGGAUAAUACAAUUUCAGAUGAUAAUAUUAGUUUAGAUACUAAUAAUGCAACUGAUCUUGAUAUUAGCUUUCAAGAUAAUAAUAAAGAAGAACGGAAAACAAAACAUGCACAUCUUACAAAAGAUAAUUCUAAAAAUAUUGUCGCAACAUCUAAAAUUACUAAGCUUACUUCUCUUAUUGAAUUUCAUACUGAAUAUGAUACUACAGAGUUAUGUUCUUCUUAUAUACUUAAUCAUCCAUUAUUAGAAUCAUUAGAAAUAAAAUCUUGUGCUGAUUAUAGAAGUUAUUCUAAUAAUCAUGCAGCUAGAAAUUUUAUUGAUGCUAUUGGAAGAGUUAUUGAAGAAGUUAUAUCAAGCAAAAAUCUUGCAAUUAUUUCUAAACAUAUUUCAAAAAAUGUACCAGUUUAUCGUUAUUUAGGUAUGAUUGAGCUUACAAAAGAAACAGCUAAUGCUAUUGUUAAAGAAUUAAAUAUUUUUAUAUAUGCGAAAAAUUUACCAAUUAAUCGUUUAAUAAAUAUGGGAAGUGAUGGAGCAUCCAUAAUGUUAGGAUGUAAUAAUAGUGUAGCUGCACAACUAAAGCAACAAAAUCCUUAUCUUAUUGAGAUUCACUGUAUUUCUCAUCAUUUAGCAUUAGCGAGUGAAGAUGCUGCAGCUAGUAUUCCAUAUUUGAGUAAUUAUAAUAACAUUGUUAGAAAUCUUUAUAGUUAUUUUAGCAAAUCUUAUAUAAGAAUGGCACAUUUAAAAAUGCUUUCAUUAUCUAAUGUUGUUUCUAAUCUUCAUCAUAUAAUUAAUUCUGUUAUUCAAGCUCUUUAUGAAGAUUAUGAAAUAUCAACAACUGCACAUACAUUAUAUAAUAUGAUAGAUCAAAAUUUUCUUCUUACAACAUAUUUUUUAGCUGAUAUUCUUAAUGAUCUUCAAUGUUUAACACUUAUUUUUCAAUCAGAUUAUAUAUCAUUAUAUGAGAUUAAAAUUCAACUUAAUACAGUUAUUCAAAAAAUUACAUCAGAUUUUUUAGAAGCAAAUGGACAAGAAUCAACAUGGGGAAAUCAUUUAUAUCAAUUUUUAGAAAAAGAAAAUAUUAUAUCAAAUUAUAUUCUAUUUCAUAUACAGCAAUUUGCUUGA
Molecule: messenger RNA, 1216 nt
Organism: Cetraspora pellucida
Lineage: Eukaryota; Fungi; Glomeromycota; Glomeromycetes; Diversisporales; Gigasporaceae
Source: the annotation of a GenBank genome assembly